AUGGAUCAAGACCGUCCUCACCGCCGCCGCCGCCGCCGACGGCACCGUAACCGCUCCGGCGAGGACUACAUCAGCGGCCUCCCUGACGAGCUGCUGCACAGCAUCCUCCUCCGCCUCGGCUCCACCCGCGCCGCGGCACGCACCAGCGUGCUCUCCCGCCGCUGGCGCCCCGUCUGGCGCCACCUGCCCGAGCUCGUCUUCGGCAACGGCAGCCACGACGCGCCGCCGCCGACACCGGCCUCGUUCCUGGACGCCGUCGAUUCCGCCCUCGCCGCCUACGCCGCCCCGACCAUCCAGGGACUCGUCAUCGUCCUGUCCACCGCCGCCGCCGGCCUCGGCGUCCCGGCCGGACGCGUCGCGCCGUGGCUGCGCUUCGCCGCGGAGCGCGUGGCCGUCGAGCUCGUCAUCUUCGUGCCUCCUCCUCCGAUGCAUCGGCAUCAAACCUGGCCGGUAGUCGAUUGGGAAGACGAUCUGCUCGAGCUUCCUGCUUGUGAAGAGGCUGUGCUCGAGCUUCCUGCUUGUGAACGAGCGAAAACAAUGGCGCUCCGCCUCAAACAACAUUGGCGGCUCCGGCUUCCGCCGGCCGGCAUGUUCACGGCGCUCACCAGCCUGACGAUACUCUUUGCCAGCAUGGAAGGCAGCGAGGUCACAGCCCUCGUGUGCACGCGUUGCCCGUGCCUGAGGAACCUGAGACUCAGCCUCACGUUGGUCGAUGCCUCCAACGUCUCCAUACGCUCCGACUCGCUGCAGUCGCUGAGCUUCUGCGUCAGGAAAACACGGCGGCUAGAGGUCGUCACCCCAAGACUGGAGAACCUCUUUGUAGGUGACUACAUUGACGAGGCUCGUAUCUCUGCACCAAAGCUUGAAGGGAUAUUCUGGCGUGCCACCCCCUACGACCCUCACCACCACCGGUUUGAUGAUGUCGGCCGUCGCCUCCAGCUGCUAGACAUUGGUGAUUGUUUUAUAACAAUGGCGUCGCUGAUGCAGAGAUUCGAUGAAGUCCAUGAACUGAAACUGUCUAUUCCACAGGGAAUGAUGGCGUAUAAAAGCUUCUUGGAUGAAACAAACAAGCUGCCCAAGUUAUCUGCUUUACAUUCAUUUCGUGGAUCUAGAGAGACCCAACUGAACACCGCAUCAUAA
Molecule: messenger RNA, 1140 nt
Organism: Setaria italica (foxtail millet)
Lineage: Eukaryota; Viridiplantae; Streptophyta; Magnoliopsida; Poales; Poaceae
Product: putative F-box/LRR-repeat protein At5g02700
Exons: 3
Coding region: 1-1140 (379 amino acids)
Molecular function (GO): protein binding
Source: RefSeq, a predicted model, not a curated record